AUGGAGCUCUCGAUGACCUUGGCCGUCGCCAUGCUCCUCCUCCUUCUCCUGCCUCUACUCUGGUCACGUCGAGAAACCAGGAAGCAGACUAGCGCCGACGGCCUCAAGGCCUACCCCAUCAUUGGCACCCUUCCGCACUUCGUCAAGAACCAGGACCGCCUCAUCGAGUGGUCGGCCGGCGUUAUCAGCCGUUGCCCCACUCACACCAUGUUCUUCAACUUCAAAGGCAUCGGUCUCAUGGCUGGCGCCAUCACUGCAAACCCGGCCAAUGUGGAGUACAUCGCCAAGACCAACUUUCGUAACUACCCCAAGGGUGAGUCUGUGGUGUCUGCUAUGGAAGACUUCCUCGGCCACGGCAUCUUCAACUCGGACGGCGACCAGUGGCUUUGGCAGCGCAAGGCCUCCAGCUACGAGUUCAGCAAGCGCUCGCUGAGAAGCUUCGUGGUCAGCACUGUCCGGUUUGAAGUGUUGGAGCGGUUGCUGCCGCUGCUCUCCCGGGCAGAGCUAGAUGGCCUGACGCUAGACGUGCAGGAUGUUCUCGAGCGCUUCGCAUUCGACAACAUCUGCUGCAUAGCCUUCGGCGAGGACCCGGCGUGCCUCACCGAGGAGGGCUUGGGAUCGAGUGGGCAUGCAGAGUUCAUGCAUGCCUUCAACGACGCGCAGAUCAUCAUCAUGGAUCGGCUCGUGUCGCCUGUCAAAUGGGCAUGGCGGAUCAAGAAACUACUCAACAUGGAGCCAGAGAGGCGGAUGAGCGAGGCGCUAGCCACGAUCCACAGCUACGUCAACAAGAUUGUCCGUGAACGUAGCGAGAGGGGAGAAGCCAGGUUGGCGCACAAGGAUGACUUCAUGUCGCGCUUUGUCUCAAGAGGCGAGCACAGCGACGAGAGCCUUCGUGAUGCGGUCACCAACUUCAUCCUAGCCGGGCGGGACACGACCUCAUCGGCGCUCACUUGGUUCUUGUGGAUGUUGUCCGGCCAUCCCGGUGUGGAGGACAAGAUCGUGCACGAGAUAUCCGCAUUGCGGGCAUCCAGCGGGAGCAAGGAUGCGACAUUCAGCUUCGACGAGCUGCGUGAGAUGCACUACCUGCACGCGGCAAUCACGGAGUCUAUGCGGCUAUACCCACCCGUGCCCAUAGAAUCGCGUUGGUGCCAGCACGACGACGUCCUGCCUGACGGCACAUUUGUGGGCAAAGGUUGGAAGAUCUACUACAGUUCUUACGCCAUGGCACGGUUAGAGGAGAUAUGGGGCAGCGACUGCGCGGAGUACCAACCGGAGCGGUGGCUGGACGACGAGGGCGUGUUCCGGCCAGAGAGCUCGUUCAAGUACCCCAUCUUCCACGCUGGGCCGAGGAUGUGCCUCGGCAAGGAGAUGGCCUACAUACAGAUGAAGUCCAUCGUCGCAUGCGUGUUGGAGAGGUUCAGCUUCCAGUUCGUUGGAGGCGAGGGGCGGCCAGGGCUUGUGCUCUCGGUGACCUUACGGAUGGAGGGCGGCUUGCCGAUGCAAGUGAAGAAGAGAGGGCACUAA
Messenger RNA from Lolium rigidum, 1524 nucleotides. RefSeq names its product cytochrome P450 94B3-like. The transcript has a single exon. The coding region runs from base 1 to 1524 and encodes 507 amino acids. The record is from RefSeq and is a predicted model, not a curated record. Lineage: Eukaryota; Viridiplantae; Streptophyta; Magnoliopsida; Poales; Poaceae. Gene Ontology annotation, molecular function: heme binding; monooxygenase activity; iron ion binding.